Crotalus tigris (Tiger rattlesnake) is the source of this 1335-nucleotide messenger RNA. It is a transcript of the gene DESI1, whose product is annotated as desumoylating isopeptidase 1. Gene Ontology annotation, molecular function: peptidase activity. The record is from RefSeq and is a predicted model, not a curated record. Bases 221 to 652 code for a protein of 143 amino acids. NCBI's taxonomy places the organism in Eukaryota, Metazoa, Chordata, Lepidosauria, Squamata, Viperidae. Gene Ontology annotation, biological process: protein modification by small protein removal. The transcript has 7 exons.
CCUUCCCGUUUCCUCGGCCAAUGUCAUGGACUCGCCUCCGAUGCUGCACUCGGUGAAGCUCUACGUGUACGACCUGUCCAAGGGCAUGGCUCGCCGCCUCAGUCCUAUCAUGCUCGGUAAGCAACUAGAGGGCAUCUGGUCUGGCCCUCCCCACCUGCUGUGGGCCUCAACAAUCAAGGAAUUCUAGCUGGCGGGUUCCAGCAGAAGGGCCUUCUGUGCCAUGGCUCCUGCCCUUUGGAACAUCUUACCCCUGAGGCACACCUCCAUAGUUGCCCACAGGGAUGAAUUCUUCUAUGGUAGUGGGGGAAUUUCAAGUUGUCCACCUGGUGGAACACUGCUUGGGCCUCCAGAUUCUAUUGUAGAUCUGGGAUAUACUGAAGUUUCAGAAGACCUCUUCUUAGAAUAUUUGUCCUCAUUGGGGGAAUCUAUAUUCCGAGGAGACUCCUAUAAUCUUUUUGAUCAUAAUUGUAAUACAUUCAGCAAUGAAGUGGCACAAUUCUUGACAGGGAGAAAGAUCCCUUCCUACAUUACAGAUCUUCCAGCUGAAGUCCUUGCAACACCAUUUGGACAAGCAUUACGACCACUUCUUGACUCCAUCCAGAUCCAGCCACCUGGAGGAAAUACUUUUAGCAGACAUAAUGGACAGAGCUAGCAAACACAUGAAAAAUAUCUCAAUUCACAAGGGCAUUUCUUUUUAAAACUCUACUGUAUUAGAUACCUAUCUUAUAAAUUCAUGCCAUGGUUCAAAAGUGGCAUUUUGGACUUGAUAGGGAGAAUAUUUAUUGAAUUGCAUGUCAUGUGGUGAUAUCAGAAGAAAUAUGGUCAUAAAAUCAAAUAAUGUAUUUGCUUAUUAAAUUUGUUUUUGUCUUGGUUCACUUUUUUAACAAUCCCCUACUGAGAAAGUAGAAAUUAGGAAAUCCACCUGCACAAACUAAAGUAAUGGUUAUCUUAGCCAUUUCUUCCCAAAUGUACUAAUUUCAUUACCAUUGUUGCAAUAUUUUCUAACCUCAAAGUUGUAAAUUUAACAAUAUUAAAAAAUAAGCUUGAACAUGCUUUAAUUUUUUAUAGGAGAAAAAAACUAAAAACAUUCACUGAGAAAUUAUUUUGAGUCAUACUUCUUAAACAGAAAAUAUAAGCCAGUCUGCAAUAGAAAUAAAUAUACACAGUAAUAGAUUUCUAAGUGAGGAUUGUUGAUGCCAAAAUAACCCUCUAUUGCAGUGGUUCUCAACCUUUUUAAUGCCGCGACCCCCAACCAGUCGUAAGUCGAGGACUACUCAACUGGUGCAGCACCGUUUGCAGAAUGGGACUUUUGGCGGGCUCAGCAGGGCAGAGACA